UUUACAAAAGUAAAAAAGUCCCACAUCGAAAUUACGAAGAAUCAACUAGUGAAGUCAUCUCUAUAAAUACUAUUACAAACUGUGUUGUGGACAUUCAUAUAAAAUUCGAUGAAUCUAAAGUCGAAUCCUUUGAAACCUAGUAAAAUUUUGUAAACAAAUCAGCUAGUUGGCCAAUUGUUGAUUCUAAGUGCUUAAUUGCUUUAGGCGGCUGAUAAACCAGUCCAACAAUUAAUGCAUGAUUUAAGUGUCUAAUGGUUUAAAGAGGUCGCAGUAGAUAUUCUGACCGCCUAAUCGGAUAGGCGGUCGGAAUUUAAAUUCCAGGUGCGUUUUUCUUCUUCUUCUUUUUAUAUUGUCGUUGUUUGAUUCUUAGUCAUCCAUGGGCUUUUAUUUCUUCUUCUUCUUCUUUUUUUUUAUUAUUGUUGCUUGAUUCUUUGCCAUCCAUGAGAUUUUAGUUAUUCUUCUUCUUCUUUUUAUAUUGUUUUUUUCUUUUUUUUUUGCUUUUAAUCUUUUGAUAUUGUUGCUUGUUCAUCCAUGUGCUUUUAGGUAUUUUCUUUCACUAUACUACUUGAUUGAAAUUUGGAUUAGGGCUGGUCGUAAUUUAUAUGUGUUUGUAUCUCUUAGUUUGAUGCAAGCUAUGUGUCCCUAUCUCUUCGAACUUAGAUGGUUAUUUCUGAAACUUCUAAAAUUUAAAAUGUAGAUCAUAGUUGUGUGAAGAAAGAGAAAUGGUGGGUAGAGAGAAGAAAACCAAACAAGUCUCAACAUUGGAAGAUAAGAUAAGCCAGUUACCUGAACAUUUGAUUUCUAAAAUACUUUUUCAUCUCUCUACCAAGGACGAUGUAAGAACAAGUGUUUUGUCCACCAAAUGGAGAUAUCUUUGGCAACAGGUUCCUGGAUUGGACUUAGACUCCUACGCAUUCUCAAAUUUCUAUAAAUUUGUGAGGUUUGUUGAAAGUUUUAUUUAUUCAAACAAUGAGUCAUGGAUACGCAAACUCCGGUUAUAUAUUAGUCAUGAUCAUGGUAUGUGUGAUAUCUCGUCAUGGAUUGAUGCUGUGGCUAGGCGUAGGAUUCAUCAUAUCGAUCUUAGUUUCGAUCUCACUUAUCAACCUGAUAAGAUACCACCCUUGACCUUGAGGUUAUAUACCUGCGAGACACUGGUACACUUACGACUCUAUGGAGCCACCUUAGUAGAUGCCGAGUUUGUUGCCUUACCUUGUCUUAAGAUCCUCCAUUUAGAAUAUGUUAGUUAUCCCAAUGAGUCCACUUUGGAGAAACUUAUAUCAGGCUCCCCAGUUCUAAAAGAUUUAACCAUCAUUAGAUAUCUAGCAUAUAAUGCCAAGGUUUUACGAGUGCGCUCUCAGACGGUAAAGAAAAUCCACAUUGAUCACUCAAGAGUUGUAAUUGAUGCUCCUUUACUUCAGUCCUUGAGGACUAAGAUUUACAAAACAAAGAACUUUGAGAUCAUUAAUUUGGGUUUUUUUACCAAACUAGAUAUUGAUGUUGUCUUUAUAAGCCAUAGGACAUACUAUAGUAGCAUGAUUCAUGACAUCAUCACCGACAUAUCCAUGGUCAAGGAGCUAGUAAUUAAUAAUGGUAUUUGGAAGGAUAUCUUUCUAUACUCGAAAUCGGGACCGGUGCAACAGUUUCGAAACCUAUCCAGCUUGAAUGCUGGAUUUACUAAAACUGAUCUUGAAUUAUUGCCACUCAUUCUUGAGAGUUGCCCAAAACUAGAAUCUCUCACAUUGGAAUUGGUCGAGGAUCAAUACAUGCGUUGUGAGAAGAACAAAGAACCAAAUGUGAUGUUUUCAACAGUGCCUCAGUGUUUGGUAUCAUCGCUCAAGUUUGUGGAACUGAAACGUUCUAUCCCAAUGUAUGAAGGAGAAAUGGAGCUAGUAAGAUACUUGCUGAAGAAUUCAACAAUCCUGAAGAAACUAAGGCUUGAUCUUUACUAUUCCCAAAGGGCAAUGGGUGACUUCCUGAAAGAGCUCUUUGCGAUGCCAAAAUGCUCUACCGGUUGUGAAGUCCUUGUUCUUUAAUUACUAAAAGAUAUUGCUGAAUAUUUUUAGUCGAGUGUUAACCUUUUGGUCGUUACAUUGUUUUUUUUUUUAUGGAGGAUAUUUCACUUGGAGCCACAGGUAACUAUUGCCGUUAACUCCUUUUGUUGUUUUUUCUUGGUAUGAGUUAACUAUUGUACUUAUGUUACUUGGUGGUUGCUUUUUAUGUUACUUGGUGGUUGCUGUUAUUUCAUGAGAAUUUUUUA
Arabidopsis lyrata subsp. lyrata is the source of this 2257-nucleotide messenger RNA. RefSeq names its product F-box/FBD/LRR-repeat protein At1g51370-like. The record is from RefSeq and is a predicted model, not a curated record. Gene Ontology annotation, molecular function: protein binding. NCBI's taxonomy places the organism in Eukaryota, Viridiplantae, Streptophyta, Magnoliopsida, Brassicales, Brassicaceae. Bases 723 to 2033 code for a protein of 436 amino acids. The transcript has 3 exons.